CGGAAGAUGUUGAACUUCAAAAACUCCAUAACUGACUCUUAUCAUCAUCCAACUAAACCCCAUGCUCGAACCUUCCAAUAAAACACUAUGGAUUUCUCUUACACGCAUGUAUUUGUCUCCAUCAUACAUACCUACUUGAUUGUUCUGAUCAUCAGAUAGCCUCAAUAAUUCACAAUCUCUCUUUCUCUUUUGUUACAAUUUCUGUUAACAAACUUUGACGUCACCAUUUGAAUUCUUAUCCAAUUCCAUUCCCUAACAGAAUUUUCCCUUUUUCUCUUUCUCUUUUUCAUUCCUUCCAGAUUCUUGAUUUUCCCACUUCCUUCUUUACUCUAUCUUGCUCUGUUUUCAAAAAAAAAAAAAAAAAAGUUGCUUCCUUUCUCAUUUAUUUUCCCGGGAAAGUGAAAAGAAGAAAACGAAUGAGAGAGAGCUCUCACCAGCUUAAAAGGGUACUCAAAUAAAGUCUCCAUUUUUACUCUUCUUUGAAGUUCUCUAGUUUUAUGGAUAAGUUAGGGUUGAGCAAAAGGGGUUAUUUUGAUUUUGCUCUCAAGAACAAAAAUUGGAUUUUAUUAGCAGUAAGUGGUUAUGGUGCUUUUAGGGUUUAUCAUUCUCCUUCAAUUUCCCAGAAACGCAAACAAAUCUCUAAGCUUUUUACUCUUCUUCUCAAUCUCAUCGAAGCUGCUUCUGAUUCCGCUGAAACUGUUAGUGUUAUCUCCAAAGAUCUCACUGUCUUUCUCAGAUCCGAUUCAGAUCAAAUCCCAAAUAGUUUCAAGCAGAUUUCCAAAAUCGCGAAAUCAGAUGAGUUUAAUUCUUCUUUGAUCAGAUUCACUCAAGCUAUGACUGUUGGAUUGAUCCGUGGAAUUGAUGAUGGAUCCGGGUCGGGUUUUACGGAUCGGGUUAUGGAUAAGCUGUUUACGAAAUCCGGGUCGGGUUUUGCUUCGGCGAUUGUUGGUAGCUUUGCGAGAAACUUAGUCGUUGCGUUUUAUUCAUCAUCCAGCGACGGUGAAUCUCCGAUCUUUUCGAAUUCCAAGUUGCUGGACGCGGUUUUUUCCGAUGAUGGGAGGAGAUUGAUCGGCGAUUGCGUUCAGCGUUUCGUGAGUACUGCGGUUUCGGUUUAUCUCGAUAAGACGAGUGACGUUAACGUUUUCGAUGAUUUAUUCGCCGGUUUAACCAAUCCGAAACACGAAGGGAAGGUUAAGCAAACGCUUGUAACGCUAUGUAAUAACGCGGUUGAAACGUUUGUUAGAGCGUCGCGGAAACCGGUUCAAUUGAACCGAUCAUCGUCAUGUCAAGUUUCGUCUCAAACGCUGACCGUUGGAUCAACAAAACAGACGACGUGGAUCGAUCGGGUAUCGUCGUCGUUAUCGGUACCGAGUAACCGGAAAUACGUGGUGGAUUUAACCGGGCGGGUAACGUUUGAGACGGUUAGAUCGUUGUUAGAAGUGUUGAUUGAGAGAGCGAAUGGUAAAGUGGAGAGUUAUGUGGAGAAAGUGAGAGAGAGAGGAAAUGAGACAAGGAGAUUUGUGAGAGUUAAAACAUCACUUCUUCAUAGUUUAUGUUUGUCUCUGUGUUUACAGAUUGUUGAAGCUCCAUGGAUGCUGACUCCAAGAAACUGAUUUUGGAUUUUCAGGCUAAAAGACAAGAAACACUUUUGUGUUUGUUUGUUUGGUUUAAUUCUUGGAUUCAUCAAUCAAAUUUGAUGUAAAAUUGUUUUUUUUUUAAAAAAUUUUUUAUUUGAGGAGAUAUCGAGAGGUGAUUGUUUUUGACUUUUUUUGGAUAGAAAGAAAUGGGUUGGUUUGAAUGUUUUUUUGGAUUUGGAUAUUUGGAUAAUGAUAAGUGUGGGACAUUAUUUGUUACACUUUUGUGGAUAAUAUAUGGUAUGGAUAUAGUUGCUGAGUAA
This is a messenger RNA of Arabidopsis lyrata subsp. lyrata, 1897 nucleotides long. RefSeq names its product protein PHLOEM PROTEIN 2-LIKE A10. The transcript has a single exon. The record is from RefSeq and is a predicted model, not a curated record. Bases 498 to 1613 code for a protein of 371 amino acids. NCBI's taxonomy places the organism in Eukaryota, Viridiplantae, Streptophyta, Magnoliopsida, Brassicales, Brassicaceae.